AUGUCUUCUUCGAUGAAUGACUCAAUCAAGCAUGACAGCCGAGAAGGCUUUCACUGGACUAAGAAAGAUGGCUUGAAGCGGGGCCUUCCAAGCUCUAGUGUCAUCCAGCCCGGGACAAACCUUCAGGCACACAACAACGUCUACGAUACGACCAUCAUUGGUGCUGGAUAUACAGGUCUCACUGCUGCCCGAGACCUCACUACCUCUGGACUUAGUGUGCUCCUUCUGGAAGCACGCGACCGUAUUGGCGGACGAACCUGGACCUCCACUAUCAACGGACAUCAGUACGAACUUGGUGGACAAUAUGUCCAUUGGGGUCAGCCAAAUUUGUGGCGAGAGCUGUCUCGGUACUCCAUGCAGCAAGACAUCGACGCAUGCCUUGAUCCCACUGGUGGACCCAACAUCUCCACGGUUCUGACUAAAGAGGGGUUGAAAUCAAUGAGCAAGGAAGAAAACGCAGCAAUUAUGGAUUCGGCCUUCCAGAAAUUCAUCAACAUUGACGGUGACUUGGGUAAAUCGAUUAUGCCACUUCCAUAUGAUCCGACUCUUGUAUCAGAAGCCGUUCAUUUGGACGAGCUCACUCUGAAAGACCGUAUCAAUCAAAUCCAGCAGGAUCUGGAGCCGCUCGAGCGAACAAUUCUCGAAGGCUUGCUUCUAUCCCUGACCGGGGGCAAGCUUGAAACGACUGGAUUUUUCGGCGUGUUGGUCCUCUGGGCCUUGUGCGCUUACUCCUUGGACUGCCUUGUUAGGGCAGCUGCGGCCUUCAAGCUUCGACGUGGCCAAUCCGAUUUUGCACGACGGUUCUUCCAGGAAGCUCUGGAUUCACAAAAGCUGUCGUAUGCUUUCAAUUGCCCUGUCGCAUCGGUCAAAGAUCGCGUGGGUCAAAUUGAAGUGAUCACGAAAGAUGGCUUGCACUUUUGGACGAAGAGGGUGAUCUGCACAGUUCCACUCAAUGUUCUUUCCAGCAUUUAUUUUGAUCCACCUGUCCGGGAAUUGUCUGAUGAUGUUCUUGCUGGAAUCAACAGCAAUCAAAGCACCAAGCUGCAUGUAAUAACCUCUUCGGGCGCUUUGAGUUCCUGGGACGGCUUGACGUAUCCUCACAAUAGGCUUGUUCACGCAUCUGGGGAAGGCACUACAUCGUGGGGAGAUUCUCAUCUUGUGUGCUUCGGAGCGUCGUACAACCACAUCGAUCCCGAAGAUAAUAUCGAGGAAACUCUGGCUGCCGUCAAGAUAUUUCACCAAGACAUUGAUGUGAAGAGUAUGGUAUUUCAUGACUGGAGCAAGGACGAAUACUCCAAGGGAGGCUGGUGCUCGUAUACCGCGACCGCGGCGACGAAAUAUCUCGGCAAGCUACGAGCAUCUCGUGGGAAAGUGAUACUGGCAAGUUCUGACUGGGCUUUAGGAUGGCGAGGAUUUAUUGACGGAGCAAUUGAAGAAGGCACUCGAGCUGCGUUUACAGUGAAGACUGAGUUGGCAAAGGAGCCCAAGGCAUAG
This is a messenger RNA of Fonsecaea multimorphosa CBS 102226, 1494 nucleotides long. RefSeq lists its product as uncharacterized. The record is from RefSeq and is a predicted model, not a curated record. NCBI's taxonomy places the organism in Eukaryota, Fungi, Ascomycota, Eurotiomycetes, Chaetothyriales, Herpotrichiellaceae. The coding region runs from base 1 to 1494 and encodes 497 amino acids. The transcript has 2 exons. Gene Ontology annotation, molecular function: oxidoreductase activity.